CUAUGAUUAAUAAAAGUUAGAAACACAACUCAGAGUAAUAACAAAACAGGCAAAUAAAAAAAUUUAUAGUUUUGGCGGCGAAUGAAUACUUUAAUUUUAAUUUUACUCAAAUUUGUUUUUUAUUUUUUUUUAUGAGUGUCCGCAUUUUCAUACUAAAUCCUUUUUUUAUAACUGAAUGGUUGAAUUUUUAACUUCCAGGUAGCAAACUAUAAUACACCUAAGGCCGGGUUAAAAUCAUAGAAUGCGAGUAAAUUUUACUAUAAAAUUUACUCGUAUUCUAUGCUAUAUAGAGGUUAGAUAGCUUGAUAUUUUUGUCACUUCAGAAUCAGAUUUGUUAAAGUUAUAAUUGUUCUGUUUCAGAGGUUUUAUUAUUAAUUAGUUACCUAUAUUACUAGUCAGUGUUGUAGAAUGUGCAAUUUAAGUCACUAUUUUCGAGUAUAAUACUGUACUCGUUUAAAUUAAUAGACCGGUAAAUUAUAAAAGGUACUUUUCAUUGACUUUUAUAUUUAGUAAAAAUGACGACACGAUCUCAAAAGCCAAAGUCAUCGCCUGAAAGCCCUUUAAAAACAAAUAAACGUGUCGAGAGUUCUUGGAUUCUUCUUAUAAAAGAUGGAUUAUUUGAAAACAGUAACUUCAACAUCAUAACCUUGCCACAUCCUGCACAUGGUAAACCUGCUAAGUAUGCCCUGGACCAUAUUCAUAAUAAGAUGUAUGAACUGGUAUUAUUUAGUGAACCAUACCGGUCCUGGUUCAUUGAUGAAACUGUCAAAUCAGAUGGCAACUUGCUUUUGUUGACUCCAGUUAAUCCUUUAUUUUUAGUACUACCACGACUGAGAGAGCAAUGCAGUAGUAGGGCUGUGCCCUUAGAAGACUUAUUGUCAGAAAAAGGUUAUAGCAAAUUAUUAGAUUAUGUUACUAAUAUAGAUUUGAUUGGCGAUUUAAAGGGUCCAGCAGAUAUGAAAGCUUACAAGUACAAUGAGGAAAAAACUUUAGCAUGGCUUGAAGGAAGAGUUAAGAAAUUAGCAACAGUAUUAAGAGAGAAAAACAUCCAUGUCACUUCAGGAGCCACUUCUGCCACGUUUGUAGCUAGUAACAUUGGGAAUGAUAAUAUUGAUGAAGAAAUCUACCUUAAAUAUGCACAUGGGAUGGUUUCUGAAUAUCUUCAAGAUGAUCUUGUAGAACUUUUAGAAAAAAAAUUUCAUUUUAAACCUGACCUGAUUGAAUCUAUUGGAAAGAAGAGAAAAUCUGAAGCAACAGAUAUCAGUGACCCUAAUAAGAAAGUAAAACAAGAAUCAAAUGGAGUCAAUGGAGACAGCAUAGAUAUCAGUAUAAAUCAAAGUUAUACCGAAGUUAAAAAAGAGCGCCCAUUAUCGGCCAAAGAAAAGGCCAGACAAAAAGCUGCUAGUGGUACUAAAACUAUUUCAUCCUUCUUUACAAAGAAAUAAGUAAAACAGACAAUAUGUUUUAGGUUUAGACAAUUAUGUAAUAAUAUUGUAUUAAGUAUUCAAGUAAUAACUAAAAUCGAUUCUUGUUACACAAUUAUAAAAUAAACAUUUUUUUUUUAA
Molecule: messenger RNA, 1565 nt
Organism: Galleria mellonella (greater wax moth)
Lineage: Eukaryota; Metazoa; Arthropoda; Insecta; Lepidoptera; Pyralidae
Product: ribonuclease H2 subunit B
Exons: 5
Coding region: 516-1445 (309 amino acids)
Biological process (GO): ribonucleotide metabolic process; RNA catabolic process
Cellular component (GO): nucleoplasm; ribonuclease H2 complex
Source: RefSeq, a predicted model, not a curated record